Messenger RNA from Clarias gariepinus (North African catfish), 895 nucleotides. RefSeq names its product mitochondrial pyruvate carrier 1 (gene mpc1). The record is from RefSeq and is a predicted model, not a curated record. Gene Ontology annotation, cellular component: mitochondrial inner membrane. Lineage: Eukaryota; Metazoa; Chordata; Actinopteri; Siluriformes; Clariidae. Gene Ontology annotation, biological process: pyruvate import into mitochondria. The transcript is spliced from 4 exons.
CGUCACAUCCACAGUCAUUGUAAAUCUGAUUCGUCCUCUGUUUUCUCGCAGACUCCUGCAGAAAUCCCCGGAGCCCUCGAGUUAUCCUUUACUUCAUAUUUUGUAUAUAACGUGACUCGAGUAAAACAAUGGCUGGCGUUUUGGCCCGUAAAGCUGUGGAUCAUCUCCGCAGUAAGGAGUUCAGAGACUAUCUGAUGAGGUAACACUUCUGGGGUCCAGUAGCAAACUGGGGGUUGCCGAUUGCUGCAAUCAGCGACAUGAAAAAGAGCCCUGAAAUCAUCAGCGGACGAAUGACCUUUGCUCUGACCUGCUACUCACUGCUGUUCAUGAGGUUUGCCUACAAAGUACAGCCCAGGAACUGGCUCCUAUUCGCCUGCCAUUUCACCAACGAGGGAGCACAACUUAUUCAGGGAUCACGGCUUAUUAAGUUCAACAUGGAGAAAAAAAUGGCCAAAUGAUGAGCAGCUGUGAAUCCCAGAGGUUUCCUCCCUCCAAUAAUAAGCAGAUCAAAGCUUUUAGAAAUAAUAUUCCAAAAACAGAAACAUCUAGGUUUUUGUCUAACUAAUGAUAUGAACACAAUUGGCUUCCCAUGUUAAAUGAGGAUACAGGCUUUACAGAAUGGAAUGGAGUCAAAUGUAAAUAAAAACAACUUUUUAGAGGACUGUUACGCACAUUUUUUAAUGUAUGGUGUACAUCAAGCUACUGAUUUCUGAAAUUGUCAUUUAGAGUAAUUUAUUAAUUUCAUCUUUUCAUUCAAAUAAAAGAUGACUUAAUGCAUUUCUUGUUGAUUUGUACUACAUGCAAACUUACAUUAUUGCAUUCGUCAAUAUACGAUUCUACUAAACUCUUUCAGGCUCAGAUUCACUCCCAAAUAAAGGGUUUUAUUCUACUUCAA